AUGCUGGCGACAGCAUUCGGCCAACUGCAUUGCAAAGGCCUCCCCUUGCCGCCUUCGGACCUGCCGGCGCCACAGGGCAAGGAGAAUUCGGAGGCUGACGCGGGUCACAACGUACAGAAUAUCGGCGGUACCGUACCGAUCAAGCCCAGUUUGGGUGGCGCGCCGUGGCAAGAGGGGCAUGCGGAUCCACAUGCUUGGUCGUGGGUGGCAGAAGACCUUCCAUCCCACACUAUCGACAGUGAGGACGAUGAUGAAAGAUCUCGGGCAGCGGUUCAAGAUGAUUUCGAACAGCGUUUGCAAGCCAACACUGGGGACAUGGUGGGAUUGUGGUGCGACUAUGUGCAAUGGGUGGAGCAAACCUACCCCAAAACGGAGCAUGAAGUCAACGUGCUCGCACGUGCCUGCUAUUCUCUGACCGGCGAUCCCGCACUGAAGGACGAUAUUCGCUACUUGCGCUUGUGGGUGAGGCAUGCGGCACUGCUGCCCAGUCCGGACAAGGUCUUCGAGUUUCUCCAGAGUGAAGGAAUUGGGACUUGCCAUGCCCUAUUCUAUGAAGCAGCUGCCGCAAACUUGGAGCGGCAGCACAAGUUCCAGCAAGUUGAAGCCAUGUAUCAACUUGGCAUGGAUCUUGGCGCACAGCCUCAGCACAGACUUCACUGUCGCUUUCGAGAGUUUCAGCGGCGGAUGACAAAGCGCGCUGCUCGAGAAGACCGGCAAAAGCUGCGGGAACAUGCUGACGGGCAGGUGGCUACCUUGUUGCCGACGCCCGUCGCUGCCAAACAUGCGAGUGUGCGGCAAAGCGGAAGCAACGGGACAAAUGAUCUGCCUACCGUCUUUUCGCAAAAUUCUUCGGAGAUGGAGGCGUCGUGUCGGACGCCAGGCCAUGCUGUUCCGAGGUGGAGCUCGUCCACGUUGCAGGAGGAGGAGGAAGAGCUGCCGCUUCACGACCAAGCUUUCAUCUCGUUUCUGCCUCAGGAAGAUGACCUGGACGAUGUAUCUGUCGAAGAGAUGCAGGCUGCACGGAUCUUGGCACGUCAUGCCUCUGGCCUUGCUCCGAAAGCGCCGGAGAACGAGUCGGCUGGACUUCCUUCGAACAUGACCCAAGAGUUGUCCAGUGGCCUGAGGGCCCUGCUUUCAGAAUCUCGCUACUCGCACGGACGCUCUUCCGGUGGCUCUGUGUUUGAUCCUUUCGACGACCCAACAUACACAGCAGAGCUGGCGCAGAAGGAAGUGCUCGAACUUCUGGCUUCCGACCCAAAUUAUGAACAUGCAAGGAGGAAUUCGGUGCAUUUAAAGCCUCUUGUCCGCGUGGGGCAGAGGUCUGCAAGAGGCGGUGCGAAUGUACCUGCCGGGAUGUGUGGCUUUGAGAUCUUUGACGAAGGUGGCAUAGACCUCGGCUGA
Molecule: messenger RNA, 1401 nt
Organism: Symbiodinium sp. CCMP2456
Lineage: Eukaryota; Dinophyceae; Suessiales; Symbiodiniaceae
Source: the annotation of a GenBank genome assembly